UCCAUGGCCGUUAAGCCCAAACCCGCAACCUCCGCUUGCCUCGCCGCCGCCGUCCAUGGAGACCUCAAAAUCGCCGGCGCGGCCCUUCUCGCCGCCGCGGGAGCCCUCCGCAGCGACGGUGCUACUGUGCCCUUGCCUGGUGCUCCUCAUCCUCGCCCUCAUCGCCACAUCUAUCGUCCUCACGGUCCACUUCCGCCUGUAUUGCCACUCCCCUGUCGGCCACCUCGUCUCCCCCCACCGCUGCCCGCGCCACAUCUGACCUCCGGCGCAAUCAACCUCCGGGGCGAGGGUGCGGGCGCGGGCCUGCUUCCCAGCCGCGCGCUACCUCUACUUUCAGCGAGAUCCCGUUCCCUCCCCGCUGCGUCGCUGGCGUGGGGGGCCGACGCUCCGUUCCGACUCGCUGGGUCAAGAUGCCUCUCGACCUCCACGUCCUCCGCCUCUGAAGACGACGACGAGGGGGGCUCGCCGCCUCAGGUGCCGUCGAGCCACCCGGAGCACGUGGGCCGCUUGUGCGCCGCCAUCGCGGACGUCAUCACCGCAGGCGCCGACGCGAACCUGGAAGCAGCGCUCUCCGCGCUGUCGCUGCCGCUCUCCGAGGCGCUCGUGAUUGCUGUCCUCGACCGCUUCAAGCACGCACACAAGCCAUCACGCCGCUUCUUCCAGUGGGCCGCCGCAUCUGGGGGGUUCGCACACACCCCCGUCACCUACUGCAAGAUGCUGCACAUUCUUGGCAAGGCGAGGCAGUUCGAGACGAUGGUUGCACUAGUCCAUGAAAUGGGGAAGGCAGGCGCCCUUUGCAUGGACGCCUUCAAGAUUUCCAUCAAGUCGUUUGCCGCCGCUGGCGAGAUCAAGAAUGCAGUUGGUGUAUUCGAGAUGAUGAGGGUGCACGGCUUUGAUGAUGGGGUUGAGUCCUUCAAUUGCUUGCUAUUCGCUUUGGCCCAUGAUGGGCUGGGGAAGGAGGCAGCCCAGUUGUUCAGCAGAAUGCAUGACCGGUACACUCCGGACCUGCGCUCAUACACAGCCAUGUUGCUGGCAUGGUGCAAUGGAAGGAACCUGGUGGAGGCUGGGCGGAUUUGGAAUGAGAUGCUGGAGAAGGGGAUGAAGCCAGACGUUGUUGUGCACAACACAAUGAUUGAGGGGUUGCUUCGUGGGCAGAGGCGGCCUGAGGCUGUGAAGAUGUUCGAGCUGAUGAAGGCAAAGGGGCCUCCCCCAAAUGUGUGGACUUACACAAUGUUGAUUCGAGACCAUUGUAAGCACGGAAAGAUGGACAUGGCAAUGCGGUGCUUUGAGGAGAUGCAGGAGGAUGGGUGCCAGCCGGAUGUUGCUACCUAUACGUGCUUGCUUGUGGGAUAUGGCAAUGCAAAGCGAAUGGAUAGAGUGACUGCAAUGUUGGAGGAAAUGGCACAGAAGGGUUGCCCCCCUGAUGGCUGGACGUACAAUGCGCUGAUUAAGCUGCUCACUAAUAGGAAUAUGCCAGAUGAUGCAGUAAGGAUAUACAAAAAGAUGAUAAAUAAGGGGCUUGAACCCACAAUCCAUACAUACAACAUGAUGAUGAAGUCGUAUUUCCUUGGCGGGAGGAACUAUGCAAUGGGCUGCGCAGUGUGGGAUGAGAUGCAUCGGAAGGGGAUUUGUCCUGAUGUGAACUCAUACACUGUGUUUAUUAAUGGUCACAUACGACACGGCAGACCUGAGGAAGCAUGUAAAUUUAUCGAAGAGAUGAUCCAGAAAGGGAUGAAGGCUCCACAAAUAGACUACAACAAAUUUGCUGCAGACUUCUCCAAGGCUGGGAAGCCAGACAUAUUGUUUGAAUUAGCUCAGAAGGUGAAGUUUACAGGGAAAUUUGAUGAAUCUAAUGUGUUCCAUCAGUGGGGAGAGAGAAUGAGAAGUCGGGUCAAGCAAACUGUCCCUAACCAGACUAGGAGCAGGACAUUGUAAGAUUAAGAUGUUUGUAAUGGUGUUUGGAAUUUUUAGAAUGUGCUCCUGCUAUUUAUGAAAGAGGUGCUAUAGUUUCUCUGAUGUUGUAUAGUAAUACUUUAUUGAAGAUUAUGUCUCCUGUU
Messenger RNA from Triticum dicoccoides, 2057 nucleotides. RefSeq names its product pentatricopeptide repeat-containing protein At3g62470, mitochondrial-like. The transcript has a single exon. Gene Ontology annotation, molecular function: protein binding. NCBI's taxonomy places the organism in Eukaryota, Viridiplantae, Streptophyta, Magnoliopsida, Poales, Poaceae. The record is from RefSeq and is a predicted model, not a curated record. Bases 4 to 1935 code for a protein of 643 amino acids.